This is a messenger RNA of Ailuropoda melanoleuca (giant panda), 4298 nucleotides long. It is a transcript of the gene LRRC8A, whose product is annotated as leucine rich repeat containing 8 VRAC subunit A. NCBI's taxonomy places the organism in Eukaryota, Metazoa, Chordata, Mammalia, Carnivora, Ursidae. Gene Ontology annotation, molecular function: protein binding. Gene Ontology annotation, cellular component: cytoplasm. The transcript has 4 exons. Bases 245 to 2677 code for a protein of 810 amino acids. The record is from RefSeq and is a predicted model, not a curated record.
CGGAGGAGGCUGAGUGGUGCAGUGAGGGACAAACAAAAGGAGGCGCCGGAGGGGUGCAGUGGCCGGCGGCGGGACGGAGCGGCGGGGGCGCGGGGCUGCCUGCUGGGCUGCGGGACCGGGCGGGACCAGGGAGGCAGCUUCCAUGGAGCGAGAGGAAUGCCAAGACCCUGCCCAGACAGACGGGGGCCAGCCUCAGGACCGACAGCCAGCACGCAGAUAGCAGAGCUGUGCACAGGGUUGAACCAUGAUUCCAGUGACAGAGCUCCGUUACUUCGCGGACACGCAGCCAGCGUACCGGAUCCUGAAGCCGUGGUGGGACGUGUUCACCGACUACAUCUCCAUUGUCAUGCUGAUGAUCGCGGUCUUCGGGGGCACGCUGCAGGUCACCCAGGACAAGAUGAUCUGCCUGCCUUGUAAGUGGGUCACCAAGGACUCGUGCAACGACUCGUUCCGGGGCUGGGCGGCCCCGGGCCCGGAGCCCACCUACCCGAACGCCACAGUGCUGCCGACCCCUGGCACGGGCCCCACGGGCAUCAAGUACGACCUGGACCGGCACCAGUACAACUACGUGGACGCCGUCUGCUACGAGAACCGCCUGCACUGGUUCGCCAAGUACUUCCCCUACCUGGUGCUUCUGCACACGCUCAUCUUCCUGGCCUGCAGCAACUUCUGGUUCAAGUUCCCACGCACCAGCUCGAAGCUGGAGCACUUCGUGUCCAUCCUGCUCAAGUGCUUCGACUCGCCCUGGACCACCCGGGCCCUGUCCGAGACGGUGGUGGAGGAGAGCGACCCCAAGCCGGCCUUCAGCAAGAUGAACGGCUCCAUGGACAAGAAGUCGUCGACGGUCAGCGAGGACGUGGAGGCCACCGUACCCAUGCUGCAGCGGACCAAGUCCCGGAUCGAGCAGGGCAUCGUGGACCGCUCGGAGACGGGCGUGCUGGACAAGAAGGAGGGGGAGCAGGCCAAGGCGCUCUUCGAGAAGGUGAAGAAGUUCCGCACGCACGUGGAGGAGGGGGACAUCGUGUACCGCCUGUACAUGCGGCAGACCAUCAUCAAGGUGAUCAAGUUCGUCCUCAUCAUCUGCUACACCGUCUACUACGUGCACAACAUCAAGUUCGACGUGGACUGCACCGUGGACAUCGAGAGCCUGACGGGCUACCGCACCUACCGCUGUGCGCACCCCCUGGCCACGCUCUUCAAGAUCCUGGCGUCCUUCUACAUCAGCCUGGUCAUCUUCUACGGGCUCAUCUGCGUGUACACGCUCUGGUGGAUGCUGCGGCGCUCCCUCAAGAAAUACUCGUUUGAGUCCAUCCGCGAGGAGAGCAGCUACAGCGACAUCCCCGACGUCAAGAACGACUUCGCCUUCAUGCUGCACCUCAUCGACCAGUACGACCCGCUCUACUCGAAGCGCUUCGCCGUCUUCCUGUCGGAGGUGAGCGAGAACAAGCUGCGGCAGCUGAACCUCAACAACGAGUGGACACUGGACAAGCUGCGGCAGCGGCUCACCAAGAACGCGCAGGACAAGCUGGAACUGCACCUGUUCAUGCUCAGCGGCAUCCCCGACACCGUGUUCGACCUGGUGGAACUGGAGGUGCUGAAGCUGGAGCUGAUCCCGGAUGUGACCAUCCCACCCAGCAUCGCCCAGCUCACGGGCCUCAAGGAGCUGUGGCUGUACCACACGGCGGCCAAGAUCGAGGCGCCCGCCCUGGCCUUCCUGCGCGAGAACCUGCGCGCCCUGCACAUCAAGUUCACGGACAUCAAGGAGAUCCCGCUCUGGAUCUACAGCCUGAAGACCCUGGAGGAGCUGCACCUGACGGGCAACCUGAGCGCCGAGAACAACCGCUACAUCGUCAUCGACGGGCUGCGCGAGCUCAAGCGCCUCAAGGUGCUGCGGCUGAAGAGCAACCUGAGCAAGCUGCCGCAGGUGGUCACCGACGUGGGCGUGCACCUGCAGAAGCUGUCCAUCAACAACGAGGGCACCAAGCUCAUCGUCCUCAACAGCCUCAAGAAGAUGGUCAACCUCACCGAGCUGGAGCUGAUCCGCUGCGACCUGGAGCGCAUCCCGCACUCCAUCUUCAGCCUGCACAACCUGCAGGAGAUCGACCUCAAGGACAACAACCUCAAGACCAUCGAGGAGAUCAUCAGCUUCCAGCACCUGCACCGCCUCACCUGCCUGAAGCUCUGGUACAACCACAUCGCCUACAUCCCCAUCCAGAUCGGCAACCUCACCAACCUCGAGCGCCUCUACCUGAACCGCAACAAGAUCGAGAAGAUCCCCACCCAGCUCUUCUACUGCCGCAAGCUGCGCUACCUGGACCUCAGCCACAACAACCUGACCUUCCUCCCCGCCGACAUUGGCCUCCUGCAGAACCUCCAGAACCUGGCUGUCACGGCCAACCGGAUCGAGGCGCUGCCCCCGGAACUCUUCCAGUGCCGGAAGCUGAGGGCCCUGCACCUGGGCAACAACGUGCUGCAGUCGCUGCCCUCGAGGGUGGGCGAGCUCACCAACCUGACGCAGAUCGAGCUGCGGGGCAACCGGCUGGAGUGCCUGCCGGUGGAGCUGGGCGAGUGCCCGCUGCUCAAGCGCAGCGGGCUGGUGGUGGAGGAGGACCUGUUCAACACGCUGCCGCCCGAGGUCAAGGAGCGGCUGUGGAGGGCCGACAAGGAGCAGGCCUGAGCGCCGGCCCCGCUGAGCACCGGGUCCGAGGAGCCCUCAGGGCCCGGGGACACAGACAGCCGGGCCGACCAGCCGGGCCUCCGCCAGGGCAGGAGCCUGGGGCUGGAGGUCGGCUGGGCUGCGGCUGGGCUGCGGGACCAUACCUGAGGGGCUGGCCCCUUCCCUCCUUCUGAGACUCAUGCCCCCCAGGGCGGGCGCCUGUCAGGGAGAUCAGAGACCCAUGUCUUAGAGCGCAGUAUUUGGACAAUCAGGGCCUUCCCCCCAGGCCAUCUCUGCCCGAGAGGCCGAGCUGACGCCAGAGGCCCGGGACGCCCACUUAGCCUUUGGUAUUUAUUUUUCUCCACUUCCCAUCCCCUCCCUCUGGAUAACUUAUACAUUCCCAACAAAGUUCAGUUCUGAUGGGGGGCGCUGUGUAAGGAAGGAUGUGCCGUUUCCCUUUCCUUUUUGGGUGAUGCCACCGGCAGUACCACCCAGACUUGAGUGGAGGGGUCCAGGGAGAGCCAGCCGCAACAGUUGCCCCAGCGGUGCUGGGCUGGGCUCUGGCGGUGUGGCCCGUGGGACGGCAGGCCUGCCAGGUGGAAAUGCCAGGCCUGGGACUUGUCUCAUCAGUUUUAGAUUUUUUUUUUUAAGUGGAAAAAAAAAAUGAAGAACAUUUUUUUUAAAGCUUUGAAAAUUGAUGGUUUGGGUAUUAAAAAGGAAAAAAAAGUAAAAAAAACCCUAAAAAAACCCACAAAAGACAGUGAAGGCCAGUGAGUUGGGGUCUCAGGGCAGGAUGGCAGCUUUCCCUUGAGCAGAGCAGCAGGACACUGAACUGUGUUUCCUCCCCCUCCCCCGCCCCCCCAGGGUGCAGGCUGCAGGAUGUCUUUGAGUCUGGUGUGACCUUGGUGCAGGAGAUCUGUUUGUUCCUCUCCUCUCCUAGGGCGGGGUUUUUGUUUUGUUUUGUUUUGUUUUGUUUUGUUUUGUUUUUGGCGUCUUGUUUUCUUUUUCCUCCAUGUGUCUUGGCAGGCACUCAUUUCUGUGGCUCUUGGCCAAAGGGAAUGUUCUGGAGCUGCCAAGAAAGGAGGAGACUCGGGUUGGCUAAUCCCCAGAUGAACGGUGCUCCAUCCUCCCCGUCCGUCUCUCGUCACAGUGUUAAGGAGCCAAGAGGAGCUACUUCGCCCGGACUCUGCUUUCCCACCUCAUGUAUCAUGAGUUUGCCCAGUGCCACCCCUAGCCCCAGCCGCUGACAUCAGCCCUGGCACCGCCUGGUCCUUCAGAAGAGACACUUGGAGGCGGGGCCGUGGGUGGGGAGGUCACCUCUGGGAGGGCUGUCUCCCUAGGUUUGGGUUCUGAUAGCCCUCUCGGUGCCUGGUGGCGAGAAGCCACCUCACUUUAGAUCAGUCACGGGGGUCCCCACAUUAGAAGGGUCCCCGCCUUAGAUCAAUCACUUGGACACUAAGGCACGUUUUAGCGUCUCUUGUCUUAACAAUUAUGUCCAUUUGUGUUUUCUGCGUCACGUCAGCGGAUGUAAUCCUCAGAAAUAAUGCACACUAGCCUUUGACGACCAUGAAGCAAUCCGUUACAUGAGGGUCUGAACUUGUAGACUCCGUUCAAAUAUCAAAUAAAUCUGUAACAGAAAGUA